CUAUUAGGUUGUUUUAACACUUGACAACUGACAUUUAACCUCGUCCCUAUAGGUAACAUUGUGAGUGUAUUGUGCUGUAUAAAAUCCGAAUUCAGUUAUUUGAUGAUGUUAGGAAACACACUUACGUAUAUUCUGAAUUAAAGAAUGUCUUAUAUAGAUGUUAAUUCUUAGGAUUUUUCAUUUAAUAAUUAUUUCAAAAUAUGGCUGAAGAAGCAAAGAAAACAAUCCAUUUGAAGAUACCAUUUAAAUCAAAGGAACAAUCAACAUUAGUGUCUGAAGUACUAGGUGUGGAUAAAGAAUUGAAGGGUAGUGGCAUAAAUAAAACAAUAAAUAUUAAAGACGACGGUUUACUUGUAAUUUUUGAAGGAAGUGAUUAUAAGAAAAUUCGAGUGACGGUGAAUGCCUUUUUAAAGAAUGUAUUGUUAGUUGUUAAAACCAUUCAUUUAUUUGAAUAAUAUUUUAUUUACAAUGCCAGAACACACUCCAGCUCCGACACCGGCACGGUCUUUAUAUGGAUUCUUUAUGUAUUUGUUCAGUAAAACCAUUUUAGCUAUUUAUUGUAUAUGGGCAAUAACUCCUAAUUCUAUUUUACAUUAUUUUAAUAUAUACUAUUAUCCUCAGAAGUAUUGGGCUACUGCAGUACCUAUUCAGCUGUUAGUGGGUUUGACUAUUUUUGCUUUUAUAAUCUAUCCGAGUUCAAAUUUAAUGUUAACACUUAGUAUUGAUGAUGUAAACACAAUUAAGGAUACUGUUGGUAAAGCAAAUAAAAUUAACAAUGAAAAUAAUGUAAGUGAAGCAAGUGAUUUUUGUAUAUGUAAUGAUAAAACUAAGUGUAUGAAGCUUUCUUAUGUAGCAAGUAAUAAAGAACUGAUCGAAAAUACGGUUCCUCAGUUAGAGGAUCUGGACAUGAGAUAUGUUUCCAAAAAAUUAUAUUUAUAUAAUAAAAAACAAUAAAAUAUGAA
Molecule: messenger RNA, 962 nt
Organism: Danaus plexippus (monarch butterfly)
Lineage: Eukaryota; Metazoa; Arthropoda; Insecta; Lepidoptera; Nymphalidae
Gene: PIG-P
Product: phosphatidylinositol N-acetylglucosaminyltransferase subunit P
Exons: 3
Coding region: 469-954 (161 amino acids)
Source: RefSeq, a predicted model, not a curated record